GGCUCGUUGAGCGGGUGACCACGUGACAAGUGAGGGCUUGAGGCAAAAUGGCGACUGUAGCUGAGCUAAGGAGAGAGGUGGAAAUUGCGAGAGAAGGGCUGAAAAAUGUCGACGAAACCAUCAAAAAACUUACUGGAAGGGAUCCUUCGGAAUUCAGACCACCAGGGCGGCGAGUGUCACUCAAGAGGGACUUUGGCGACCGGAGCGGACUACAUGGGCCAGGCGGCAAGAGGAGAGUCAGCGGAGAUGAUCAAUCUGGGCCAAGAGGAAGACUGUCGAGCCGUGUGAUUGUGAGCCAGACAUCACAAGUUUCAGCCCGCCAUUCACUGGAUAGUGACGGUGAAGAAGAAGAGGAUGAUUCAAAAAAGCCGUCUAUCCAGUCAUCUGUGGUAGCUACAGCAGCGCCAGUUCGCCUCAAGCGAGAACCUGUCAUUGCCGAUGAUGCCAAAACAAAAUCAAGAAACCGAAGAAUGUUUGGCAUGCUUCUAGGAACACUGCAAAAAUUCAAGCAAGACAGCGUCUCUCACUCUGAUAAAGAGAAACGCAGGGAAGAAAUAAACAAAAAGCUGGAGGAAAAGGAAGCGAAAGAAAAAGAGGAAAUGGCAACUCAACGCAGAGACUUGUACAAUGCUAGAAGAGCCAAACAAGCAGAGCUUAAGAGAUUGGAGUGGAAAGUUGAACUUACAGCUAUGCAAGAGGAAUGGGAUCAAAAUAGUCUUCAUCUGUGUAAUUCUAUCAAAACAAAGGCUACUCCUCCAAUAUUCUAUCUACCAUCAAAACACACAGAUAAGACACAAAAACUGCUAGAGGAAUCAUCUAGAGCAGUCAAACGAGCCAUGGCGAAGCGGCGAGCAGAAAUUGAAGAAGAGCUAGAAAAGGAAGCAGAACGCAUCAAGGCAACCCAAGGGGAAGGUGGUACCAUAGGAGGGGAGGGUGGGGAGGAUCCCAAGGGGGGAGGGGAGAUGGACACUAGUGUUAAUGAACAGGAGGAAGUGAGGGAAAAUGAUCAUGUGGCAGCAAGCAGCGACACUCGACAGGUAAUUGUCACAGAGGAUGACCCCAUGGAUGCAGAGGGAAUGGAAUAGUUAUUGUACUGUGUUAGUCUGUUUUAGAUAUGUGGUCUGUUAACCUCUUUCUCUCUUGUAUGUUUACAUCAUCAUGUUGUAUUUUUCUCAUCGCUUGCGUUGUUGCUUACACUAGGUACAUACUAAAAUGGAUAACAAACUGCAUGCAUGCCUUUGUUAAAUCUGCUAUCCUGUGCCGUACUGGUUCCACUGUUUCAUGUUAAACUUUUCUGAGAGCAUUUUCUACUCCUGAUUGAGGUUAAUUUUUUAGCUUUUCAAUGAUACAGUCUCAAUACCCUUUUUCCUGCAUCGUCUGAAAAGCACUCGUCUUGAAGCGUACUAAACAUUGAGGCAGAGGUCUUAAACUUGACAUGGUUUUAAGACCAGCAAUUAUAAAUUAUUGCUUCCAAACAAGGGCCUGAUUAUAAAAGAUGUCAAGAUGCCACAGUCAUAUUUAAAACAUUUAAAAGUUCAAUAAUCCCAUCUUAACAAAGCUGCUUAAUCCCAUUGUGUUGUCUUUGUGUUGUACAGCAGCAUCUUUUGUGUCAACUGUGCUAUGUUGCUUAUCUCUUGAUUGUCUUUGCCAUUCCAUUAUGUCCCCAAGUAUCAGUUCCAAGAAGCUAUUGCAUUCAACACAUUCAGACACAUUGAAGUAGGGAACCAAACACAAACCUGUGCCGAUGGUGGGACUUGUACUUACAGUUGUUUGUAGUUUACUGUAGUGUUUGUUUCCUUUUUGUUUUGUUUUUCAUUUUCUGUCAACACAGUUUUGUAGACAAUGUUAUUGUGUUUAUGGAUAUGAAUGGCAGAUUGCCAAAUCCUCAAUAGAAGAGACCAGCAGCAAUGGACUGGUAGUACAUUCUGUCAACCAGCUAUGGGAAAUCCAGUUAUGCAUUAACUCCUACAGUUGUAAAUUUUCGGAUUUUUUAGGGCAAAUGUGAAUAAAGCUAUAUUUCAUGA
Molecule: messenger RNA, 2024 nt
Organism: Nematostella vectensis (starlet sea anemone)
Lineage: Eukaryota; Metazoa; Cnidaria; Anthozoa; Actiniaria; Edwardsiidae
Product: pinin
Exons: 8
Coding region: 48-1085 (345 amino acids)
Cellular component (GO): catalytic step 2 spliceosome
Source: RefSeq, a predicted model, not a curated record